Molecule: messenger RNA, 731 nt
Organism: Anthonomus grandis grandis
Lineage: Eukaryota; Metazoa; Arthropoda; Insecta; Coleoptera; Curculionidae
Exons: 2
Coding region: 170-622 (150 amino acids)
Source: RefSeq, a predicted model, not a curated record
UUUUAUAUAUGCAGAUAGUCGAACUUCCUGGCUCCUACUGAUUUUGCUUACAUAACCUCGAAAUAAAAACCGAAAAAGAUUUGAAAUAUUUUGCUUUUCUUUUUCAUUCCGCCACCAGAAAUAAAAAUAAUCUAUUUAUUAGCCAUUAUUAACACAUCUUCUAUUAAACAUGCUGAAGCUUUACCAGCUGCUACCGAGAUGUUCUGGCUGCUUAAAAUUAAGUCCAAAAUUCAGAAAUCUUGCUCGAGGCUUUUGUACAAAGAAAAGUCCAGUAGAAUUAGAGGAUAUCAAUGCACCUAUAAAAUAUUCAACAAGCAAGGCAUGUAUGUACCAAGCAAAAACGACUAGAACAGGUAUUGCAGAAGAACGGCUGUGGUAUGAACCUUAUGUCAUCCUAGCAAGUAUCACAACAUUCCUCCUUUAUUUUUGUGUAUUUAGAGAGGAAAAUGAUAUAGACAAAGAACUUAGUGUCAGUUUAUAUAGUCGCAUUGAUGGCUUGGAAGAAUAUCAGCUAAGAUUAUCAUUAAAAUAUAAUUUAGACAGAGGGCUGGAUACUACAGCAAUAAGAGACAGACUGGCACAAAUUGAAGAGGAAAAACGUCAAAAGAAUCCUGAUUUAUAGUUAGUUUUUUUUAGUAUAUUAUCUGCUAAUUUUAAUAAAUUUUCCACAGAUUCAUUUCUUACGUAGCAGACCAGUUGUAUAUUAGAAAAGUAAAGAAGCCUCUAAGUAA